UUCACCGAGAGGCUUCACAUCUAAGAGGACUGGAACUGCUUCAACAAUGAAAAAAGUCCCUCAUUUCAUCAACGAAACAGACUAUGAGGAUGAAAGUGUUGUGAGCAGCAACUUCGCCACGUGUCUUGGCGCCCUCAUCCUCAGCCUAGUUGUCCUCCUGGGAGUCCCCGGUAACUUCUUCAUCGUCUGGAGCAUCCUGGCUCGCAUCCGGCAUCGCUCGGUCACCACCAUCCUGAUUCUCAACCUGGCAUGUGCCGAUGGCUCCAUCAUGGCCCUCACCAUCUUCUUCAUCAUCUACCUGGCCAAGCGAACAUGGAUCUUUGGAAACUUCAUGUGCAAAAGCCUCUUCUACCUGUGCAACGUCAACAUGUACGCCUCCAUCUUUCUGAUCACGCUGAUGAGCGUACACAGGAUGGUGGCCGUGGUGUUUCCACGGGACCUGUACCGCAUCAACAGAAAGAUCGUGACGAGGGUGAUCGUGGGCAUGUGGGUGUUGGUCAUGGUGAUUUCUGUGCCCUCGCUGGUGUUUCGAGACGUGAGAAUCAACCGCGACCUCAAUAAUAAAACUAAAAACGUGUGCUCGCCAAAUCACACCGAUCCUCGACAUGUCAGGUUCCAGUACACCUUGGAGACUGUGUCAGGAUUUAUUAUUCCAUACGCCAUCAUCAUUACCAGCUACGUCCUCAUCCUGAAACGCCUGAGGAAGACCCUCUUCUACCGAAAGGCUCGCAGCGAGAAACUCAUUCUUGCCAUUGUGGUGACGUUUGGCUUGUUUUGGCUGCCGUACCACAUCAUCAACAUGAUCCAGGUGGCAGCUGAGUGGUAUCCAGAGGAGUCAGAGACGAGAGAUACAUUGACCCACAUCCACCAGUUGUCCCGAGCGGUGACCUCAGCUUUAGCCUUCAUAAGCAGCUGUGCCAACCCCAUCCUCUACACCUUCGCCGGAAAAUCCUACAUCAAGAAGAACGGCUUCGCCUUCAUGGCUAAACUCUUCGAGGGCACGUCGCAGGAGCAACCAAAAACCAAAAAAUGUCAAAUGGUCAAAAAAGACAGCGCAGCACCGAACAAUGACUCCUCAAACACCGCAGUGUCUUCUGCACCAAACGGGAACAACGCAUUGACAUAAAGAGACAAGAACAGACUUGAACGAACUCUGAAAUCUAAAACCUGUUGGGACAUUAAAAAAAUAAAAUAAAAUUAUAUCAAAUUAGUUUAACUCAGGGGAAGAUUAUAAUUCAAAACUAAUUUCAUGGACUAUGUAAUUCACUGAUUUUUCCAAAGAAUGACUGAAUGAAAUCUUUCCAAUAAAUAUGCAAAGCAGCGACUUAUCCCUCUGAAUUGUGAUUAAAUCACAACCAGACAAUUGGAAACUGGUUUCCAUUUGAAUGUUUCAAAGCGUUACUGUCAUUUCCAACUAAAUCAAUGUUUACAUUUAGGAUGCUUGAAGUUUUCCAUGUUUUAAACCAGUUUAAUUCAAGGUUUAUCCUGAAUCCUAUAGUAAAACACUGUUUUAUGGCUGUUUUGGUCAAUGUUACAUAAAACCCUCAGAUUUGAACAUGCUCUGUACUCCUAAAGGAUGUCCAGAUUGUGACAAUUCAUUACCAAUAAUCCAAGUCAGACAAAAACCUGAAAACCUUGAAUUUGAAGUA
This is a messenger RNA of Nematolebias whitei (Rio pearlfish), 1649 nucleotides long. RefSeq names its product leukotriene B4 receptor 2b (gene ltb4r2b). Gene Ontology annotation, biological process: positive regulation of cytosolic calcium ion concentration; phospholipase C-activating G protein-coupled receptor signaling pathway; complement receptor mediated signaling pathway. Gene Ontology annotation, cellular component: plasma membrane. Gene Ontology annotation, molecular function: complement receptor activity; G protein-coupled receptor activity. The coding region runs from base 47 to 1126 and encodes 359 amino acids. The transcript is spliced from 5 exons. The record is from RefSeq and is a predicted model, not a curated record. Lineage: Eukaryota; Metazoa; Chordata; Actinopteri; Cyprinodontiformes; Rivulidae.